UAUCAAAGCGCCAAACAUUGAAACAGUUGUCUGUAUUGUCAGUCUUUGUGGUCAUCAAUCAAAUCCAGUGAUAAUCCCAUUGAAUUCAGCGAUGGAUUGGUGCGAGUUCUUAGCCGAAGAUGAACUCAUCGAAAUUAUACCACUAUUUAAAUACAACAAACAGUUGAAUCUAAUUAGUGGUGAUUUUGGUCCAUUUCGACCGUCGAUUCCCAUCAAAGUUCCCGUUUGGUUGGCCUUCAAUCUUCAGCGUCAAAACAAGUGUACCAUUUGUGUACCCGAUUGGAUACAAGAGUUGCCGCAACUACAGGAACAACAAGAGGCGGACAGCGAACGUCUAGUCCCGAUGCCAGACGAUCAGUGGCGAGAACUGCUAAAACUUUUGGAGCAAGAGUUUCAAUCGUCGGUCAACUGUUCGGAACUUAUUGAACGCCGCGAAGCUAUUCUUCGUCUUUCCGCUCAUCAGUUGUUCCGAGUGGCCAAACAUAAGGAGCAGCUGUUCAUCGGUGAUGUGACGCUCAACAACGCGACUAAAGCCGAGUUACAGUCCGUGAAACCAUUAAUUCAAAAGUGUUUUCAAUAUUUACAACAAUUGAGGACUACUUUAGCCGAUAGUCAACACAACAAACAAUUAAGUCAAAUGUGAUUGUAUUUUCAAAUUUGACAUUUGAUUACAUUUAUUGAUUAAUUUGUAAAUUAAUUAUUUAAUAAAAAUAGUUUAUA
Oppia nitens is the source of this 720-nucleotide messenger RNA. RefSeq names its product DNA replication complex GINS protein PSF2-like (gene Psf2). The record is from RefSeq and is a predicted model, not a curated record. Gene Ontology annotation, cellular component: GINS complex; nucleus. The coding region runs from base 92 to 643 and encodes 183 amino acids. Gene Ontology annotation, biological process: double-strand break repair via break-induced replication; DNA replication. Lineage: Eukaryota; Metazoa; Arthropoda; Arachnida; Sarcoptiformes; Oppiidae. The transcript has a single exon.